AUGAAGCUCAAUCAGACCAAGAUAUUGAACUUUAUAUUGAUGACGAUAAGGUCAUCAUUUCAAUCAAUAGGUAUUGAACAUUCACAAAUAGACCAGAUCAUAUACAAGUUGUUACCAAAUGGUCCAAUCUAUGAUGUACUCAACUCUGACAUCGUAUCAUUGUUAUCAUCCACAAUAUCAAUUGACUCGAUCAGUCCUACUAUAUUUAAAUCAAUGGUAUUGUCUACAUUGAUCAACAACAAAAACUCUGUCGACACAUACAUCAAGUUGUUGAGAAGAUAUCAAUCUCAUCGAGUUGAUAUCAUCAGUGAUGUUGAUGUACUCGAUACACUGUUCCGAUGUAGGUCAUCAUCAGACAUAAUCAAAGUGAUGGAUACCUACAACACAAUCAAACCAUUUUGCUACAAUACUUGUCUCACUCCUCUGGUACCUUGCUGUGCACUCAGACAUAAAAGAGAUGAUGUAUACAUACUCAUGUUAUGUUAUAACUUCGACUGGCACAGUAUACCAGACACACCAAGUCUAAGAGCAAUGGUCGAUCAGUGCCAGGACACUUCCCUUAAGGACUUCUACGAGGGGAUAUGGGCCGUAUCACACAUGCCAGACUUGGUCGAACCGAAUGAAGUCUUGGAUCCAGCCCACAUUAGAAUGCUCUUGGAGGAAGAGGUGUAUCCAUCAACGCCUUACUUGUUGAGCCGAGUGCGCAUCUCAAUGAUCUCAGCCAUCGAGAGUGAUGAUGUUGUGGCCGUGCAACAGAUACUUGCCAAAUACCCUUCGAUCGUGUACACUAUCCCCAUCGAUACGCUACUCUUCCAAGCCUCCCAAGCAAUCCAAGACAUACUCAUUGGGACAUUGAUUCCGGGCCAGCUGAUUAUUGAAGCAGAGAAUGAUGACACAUGGUUGGAGGAUGUCUUGGAGAGACGACUCAUCACUCGACCAAACAUCUUCUCGAAUCUUUUUCACACUGUACACUUGAACAGUCAGAACAUCGACGCCAAGUAUGUCCUGUACCACAUGGCCAAGAUCCACUCGAGCCUCACCAAAGACCUCCUCCAGCCCUUUAGGGAGAUGCGCCAGUUCGAUCAUAUCACAGGCAAGUCAUGUAUCUUGGGUGACAUCACCGAUGAUGGAGUGAUCAUACCUCAACCUAUAAUGAAUGAGAUAAUGAUUCGAUUCUGUCUUACAUCAAUGUGGUCGAUCACUCCAGGUAUUUCAUCAAGUCUGUGGAGCAAGCUGAGCAAGGACUCCAAGAUGGACCAGUCAUUCAUCAAGGAAUCAUUGGCCAACUGUUUAAAUGUACAUUUAAUAUGUACGGCUAUCAAU
Acytostelium subglobosum LB1 is the source of this 1323-nucleotide messenger RNA. RefSeq lists its product as hypothetical. NCBI's taxonomy places the organism in Eukaryota, Evosea, Eumycetozoa, Acytosteliales, Acytosteliaceae. The transcript has a single exon. The record is from RefSeq and is a predicted model, not a curated record. The annotation marks the transcript as partial.